AUCGUCGUACAACUCCAUCCAUGUUCAUUUCACUCCAGGACGUGCAUUGCGAUCGGUUGAUUAGUUGCCUGUACUACGUACUACUGGUGAAUAUAAAAGCUACUACUUGAUCACUGAUCAAUUUAAUCAGUUUAUUCUGUCAAAUCAUCAUCAGUACGACUCAAUUUAUGAUGGGGCUUAUUCAACUUUAUACCAAGAUGGUUGUGGUGUUUGCUCUUAUUUUUGCAGAUACCUUAGCUCACAUUAUCGAUGACCUUUGCCCCUCGGCGGAUAUGACGUCGGGAAAGGAGGAUGUUCAGCUGGUAACCUCUCACUUAUCCGUCCAUGGUGUCGAAAACGUGCUUCCGAUGUGUGGCAUGCAGUACAUGGUACCAGUUAAGGCAACUUUGUAUCAAGGAAUGCUUGCUGCUAGUCAACAAGAAGGAAGCAAUUUCAUGUUUACAAGUUCAGUGCAGCCAACUUGUGGACACAAGAUAGAAUCAAUCAAUAAUGUUUAUUCAAACGAUCCAUUUGACUGGGUUCUAUUUGACUACACGACCAAGAUGCCUUCAAAAGAGGGAGUUGAUUUGAUCGAAAUCACCAGUGAAAGCGCUUACCUCUGGCAGUACGUAAAUACAUCUGCUGGUUAUGAUUUAAAUUACACUGGUCCGUGCGGUGGCCCAUCUACGAUUGCUCUCCUGACCGUCUCCAGCGAAAACACCAACGAUGCCUCCUUCGAACAAGUUUGUAGCCGGCCUAUUUUGAUCCAAGCCACUGGUACUACGCCUACGGCGUUUACUCUCCUCCACGACGCAAAUGACCAGUUACCAAUUCAUGUAAAGGCGGUUCUUGAUAUGCAAAUGAACACAGUGACGGAGAUUAACGGAGUGCCCAAUGUCAAAGGAAAAGCUUGGACUGGGUACUACGCGGGCUCCAAAAUGAUGAUACCUAAUAAUCUUGCGAUGACGAAUGUCAGCAAUGGGGAUCAUGUCGUCUUCCGUUAUGAAGAAGUGGAUGGUGAAAAAGAUCCUGUAAAUGUUGGGGCGCCCUCUGCUGGUCAACACAUCAUUCUGCUCUAUGCAGUGAUGUUGUUGACAACGGUGAUGCCUUUGAUAUAAAAAGUAAGUCCCAGGUAGGAAGAUUUGGGUAUAUAAAAGAAAUAUCUCCUUUCGAAUGUUCAAUUGAAUGGGAUUUUAUUCAUUGAAAAAAAGAAUUGAUAAAGGAAUUUUAUGUACACAAUUUUAGUUGUUAUUUCUAACAUAAUUGAGUUGUGGUAUUUUGAAAAUUAUCAUCCUUUUUAAAGACAUCCUCUACGAAACUGUAGACAUGAUCAUAAAUCAAGUCAAUAAAGGUUAUUUUUUAAUCCUUAGAUAUUUAAUAUCAAAUAUUUAAAAAAAAUUACAAUUCUUAUCUUUGCAUUUAGGGUUAGAUUCGUCCUACAACUUCCUUUAAUUUUGUGCUUUGCAAAAACCUCUUGCAAAUGACGUCACAAAACUGAAACGGCACCCUCACUGAGUAGAUCACUAAAGGAUAGUCAUUGGUUGACAGUUGUAUGCAGCGCGUGCAUGCGAGACGUGUUUCAACUUUGACCUCAGUGAUGGCGGCAGUGCAAGGGGGUUUACAUGUAAACCACUUUGAUCUUCUUAAUUUACUUCUACCACAUGUGUACCACUUCUGGACACUAUUGGUCACUCUCCAAAUAAUAUUGUUAGCAUAAAAAAAAUUGAUACUUAUAUACUUGGUAACUU
Asterias rubens (European starfish) is the source of this 1727-nucleotide messenger RNA. RefSeq lists its product as uncharacterized. Gene Ontology annotation, biological process: cobalamin transport. Lineage: Eukaryota; Metazoa; Echinodermata; Asteroidea; Forcipulatida; Asteriidae. The record is from RefSeq and is a predicted model, not a curated record. Gene Ontology annotation, molecular function: cobalamin binding. The transcript has 7 exons. The coding region runs from base 168 to 1097 and encodes 309 amino acids.